Messenger RNA from Chenopodium quinoa (quinoa), 1419 nucleotides. RefSeq names its product peroxidase 5-like. Lineage: Eukaryota; Viridiplantae; Streptophyta; Magnoliopsida; Caryophyllales; Amaranthaceae. Gene Ontology annotation, biological process: hydrogen peroxide catabolic process; response to oxidative stress. Gene Ontology annotation, molecular function: heme binding; peroxidase activity. The record is from RefSeq and is a predicted model, not a curated record. The coding region runs from base 92 to 1078 and encodes 328 amino acids. Gene Ontology annotation, cellular component: plasmodesma; plant-type cell wall. The transcript has 2 exons.
AACACGAAAAUCGAGUAGUAUACGAAAACUCCUUAGCUAGAAACUACAUCAUCGUAAGCCUGAGUGAAUCUUUUUGCUUCUGUGAGUAAGUAUGUCAACGAGUUUGGUUCUUUGCAUGCUCUUCUUUGUUUCCAUGGCAUGUAUGUAUACUUCUGCCUCGUCGUUGUCCCUAAAGGUGGGAUUUUAUCAACGGACUUGUCCCUCGGCAGAGGCAAUUGUGAGGAAUGUAGUUAACAAUGCGAUUGCAAGAAAUCCUAACUUAGGAGCUGGGCUUAUCAGGAUGCAUUUCCAUGAUUGUUUUGUUAGGGGUUGUGAUGCUUCGAUUUUACUUGAUUCAACACCGGGGAACCCAGCUGAAAAAGACAACGUAGCAAACAACCCAAGUAUGCAGGGUUAUGAUGUAAUUGACGAGGCAAAGAAACAACUUGAAGCUAGAUGCCCACAAACGGUCUCUUGUGCAGAUAUCAUAGCCUUUGCAGCACGUGACACCGCCUUCAAGCUAGGAGGGAUUAACUAUGAUGUACAAUCAGGUCGACGUGAUGGGAGAGUCUCACUUAAAAAUGACCCAAACCAAAACCUACCUGCACCUUUUUUCAACUUACAACAACUUGAAAAAAGCUUUGAACGAAAAGGCCUUUCUGUAGAGGAAAUGGUCACCCUUUCCGGGGCACACUCUAUUGGAGUCUCACAUUGUUCUUCUUUCACCAAAAGACUUUACACCUUCAAUGCUACAAACCUACAAGACCCUUCAAUGGAUCCUAGAUUUGCUAGUAUGUUGAAAUCCAAGUGUCCUAAAAAUUCUCCUAACAAUGUUGAUCAUACCGUCUUUCAAGACUUUAUCACACCUAAUAGAUUGGACAACAAGUACUAUCAAAAUCUGCAAAACAAAAGGGGAUUAUUCACCUCUGAUCAAACUCUUAUGACUAACCCUAGGAUUGUGAGUGUGGUGAAGAACUUCGGUCGGCAAGGCAAUGUUUGGGCUAAUAAGUUUGGUAAAGCUAUGGUUCAUAUGGGUUCAAUUGAAGUUCUUAGUGGCCUUGAGGGUGAAAUUAGAAAGAAUUGUAGGGUUACUAAUUGAUAGAGGGAUUAUCUUGAUUUUUUUGGAUUGGAGUGAGAUUGUUAUAGGAAUUAUUUUUUUUCUUUUAUUUCUUUUGAUUGAUUUUGAUUUGCAAGUGUAUUUAAGUUUGUUAUUUCAUUUGUAAAGUAUUAAAAAUUACAUUAAUAAAUUAUGGUUGCCUUGAAUCUUUUUGGCAAUUAUAUGUAGCAAGUUAGCAAUUACAAGUCUACAAGUAUAUUGUUAAAUUUAUUCUAAUUCUUUUAUGAUGACCACCAUUGCUAUAAAAAUGAAGCACCCAAAGUAACUCAAUUUAAGUAAGAAAUAAACAAGGCUUGGCUUUUGAUACUAGCCUUAUAGGCAAA